Molecule: messenger RNA, 1920 nt
Organism: Rhodofomes roseus
Lineage: Eukaryota; Fungi; Basidiomycota; Agaricomycetes; Polyporales; Fomitopsidaceae
Exons: 6
Coding region: 73-1752 (559 amino acids)
Biological process (GO): protein folding
Cellular component (GO): cytoplasm
Source: RefSeq, a predicted model, not a curated record
CUCGAGUCCACUCCUCGCUUCUCCCCCUUGCCCUCUGACCGCCACCACGCUCGCGACGGGAGAUGCGCAGAGAUGGACAGGGUCCACGAUUACUACCAGUCGUAUUCCUGGCAUCAGUCUCAUGAUCAGGCGACGGUAUUGCUGCUGGUGCCGUAUGAGACUGCAGAGGAUGAUGUAUCCGUCGUCAUUGAACGGAACUUUCUUAUGGCAGGCGUACGAGGGCAGCCACCCAUCGUGAAGGGGAGGUUGUACGGCAAUGUAGACACAGCCAACUCGGUCUGGCAGCUCGAGCCGCAGGCCUCGCGGACCUCCGCACGCGAACGCACCACCUCAACGACAUCCACCGCAUCCCAGUCCACGCACUCUUCCUUUGCGGUCGUCUCAGACCCCGGCAUCUCCAGUAGCUUCGCGGCUUCCCUCGAGAAUGGCCUCCUCUCCGACCUGGACGACCCUAUGUCUUCGCCCGCGCUCUCCUCACCCGUCUCCUCCUCCCUAGACGAGCACGGGUUCGUCUUCCCGCACCAGCGUCACCCGCCACGCUCUAACCCCUCCUAUCCCGCUUCCCCGGGUCCGUCGAGUCAGCAUAACGCCCCGCUUAGCCUCACGUCCUCCUAUUCCUCCGUCGAGUCGCUGCAUAGGGCCUCCGGGCGCCUACUCACAUUACACCUAGAGAAGGCAGAGUCGGUCAUCUGGCCGUCGCUCGUUGUAGGGCCUGUUCCAGAGAGUCUAGCUUCGUCAACGGUCAGCUCGUACCCAUGGGCGUCCUCUUCGGGAUUGACGGUGGAGUCAACGUACAACAUGGACCCUACAAGCCUCGUCCUGAUCGCUCUAGACCUGUAUGACAUCCGGGAAUCAUACGAAGAAGCCUUCGAAUACUUCGUGCGUGCAUGGCACCAAGCCCGUGUGCCCUCUGCCGCGAUCCGCUUAGCGACGCACUAUCUCCCCGUGCAAUCUAGAGUCCCAGAUCUGUCACCAGACAUAGCAACGUCCACCGGGUCUCUUGAAUCAUCAACCGAUACAGAGCCAACAACACCCACACCUUCGAUCCCCGAGACCUCACCCUCUCCACCGCCAACUCCGGGAACACUCGCAUACUACCUUGGCCGUAUAGGCGGAACAUCAGGACUCGCAGACCUCUUCCUUUCCGCCGGGAUCCUCCACCUCGAAGGCGCAGCUGCCCCCCUACUGUCCUCCGCGUACGCCGGGCUGUCCUCCCUGCGCACCCCCCUCGUAGUCAGCGGCAGCACCGGCCACGGGCACGGCUUCGCCGCCUCUAGCGCAAGUCCAGGCGGAACAGAGGGCUGGCGACGAGACCGCGAAUGCGCCCGGCGCUACUUCGAACGUGCAAGGGCGCUCGUGCCGUCCCUCGACGUACCGCUCCUGCCGCCCGAGAGCGACUCCGACGUGGGCUCUGGCGUCGGGUCGGGCGCGGAGAACGGGGACAGGCGCAGCACCGGCACGCGCUCGGGGCCGGCGUCGUCAAGUUCCGGGCGACACAGCGAGAAGGUGCAUACCGAGGUACACUCGGCCGACCCGCCACAGGCCCAGCCCAGGAGGCGGCGGAAGAGAGAGACGUCCGGCGACUUGUCCAGCUCGAUCAUUGAAAACUACCGGUCGUCGGACACGGACGCUGGCGACGAAGAUCGGACUUGGUAUCUGUAUGUUCCAGGGCUCGUCGGCGCGGGCGCUGCGCUCCUGGUUGUCGGUUUCUUGUCGCUCUCAUCGUGGAGGAAGAGUCAGGGAGGCUCCUAAUGCUCGCCCAUACAUACGUAACACACACUUAGACGACCCGAACGAGAAAACGGCUACACGUUACGAUCAUCGCUCUGAUUGCUGUCAUUCUGGAUUGCUUGCACGACAGGUUCGUUUGCCGCUGUACUGUAUUUCUAGGCCGCUAUAUACACCGAACAAUAUAUGUGA